Molecule: messenger RNA, 3161 nt
Organism: Cyanistes caeruleus (blue tit)
Lineage: Eukaryota; Metazoa; Chordata; Aves; Passeriformes; Paridae
Source: RefSeq, a predicted model, not a curated record
AAGAAGUUCUUUAAUUGUGGUUUUUGCUGUUGCACGAAGAUGACCAUGAGCCCGUUAUUAUUAGCAUUAGUAGUACUGUUAUUAUUUUCUCCCUGCCUCGUUGGGCCGCCGUGCCAGGCUGGUGCCUGGAAAUGAUGUGGAGCCACCAGCUCGGCACGGAGCUCGGGCAGCUGCGGCACCGAGCCAGGCCGGCUCUCUGGCUGCUGUCCCGGCCACGUGUGCCCGUGCAGGAGUCCCAGAUCCUUCCCCAGGAGAGGUGGAUCCCCCCUGGGAGCCUCCAGCCCCGCUCUGGGCUGUCGUGGACUGUCCCCAUCAGCCGCGUUUUGGGGUGCUGGACACGCGUGCCGUGCCACAGCCAAACGCUGCGCACUGCUUUGAGUUCCCUUGCUGGCCACGGGGGCUUCUUUAUGUUUUUCUCUUGCGCUAUGAAUGGGUUUUGCUGUAAAUUAUAGCUUUGCGCACAUUCCCUCGGGCCGAGGAAAAUAAGCUCUGCCAAAAAGCCAGCCCGGAUCGCUGAGUGGCUCCCCCUCUCCGCUCCCUAAUUGAAACCAAAUGUGCUGAGAUGUAGGAUUGUGGGAUUUCUGGCCGGCUCCCAGGAAUCCGCAGAAUGCGAGCGAGCUCCCAGAGGCAUCUUGCAUCAGCCCGGAGAAGUUCUGUGCUCACCUGGCUCCGCGGGCUCGGGGCUCGGAGCCGGGCCGGGGACUGCCAACAUGUUGGCCACCCCCAGACCGGCCCUGCUGCCACUGCUGCCACUGCUGCCACUGCUGCUGCACGUCCCUCAUGCUGCCAGAGCCCAGGUCAACCCCGCCGUGUGUCGGUACCCCCUGGGAAUGUCGGGCGGGCACAUCCCUGACGAGGACAUCUCAGCCUCCAGCCAGUGGUCUGACUCCACGGCCGCCAAGUACGGACGGCUGGACUUGGAGGACGGCGACGGAGCCUGGUGCCCCAAGACGGCGGUGGAGCCAGAUGACCUGAAGGAGUUCCUGCAGAUCGACCUGCAAGCCCUGCACUUCAUCACGCUGGUGGGCACCCAGGGGCGCCACGCCAAGGGCCACGGCAAUGAGUUUUCCCCCAUGUAUAAAAUCAACUACAGCCGGGAUGGCACCCGCUGGAUCUCCUGGAGGAACCGGCACGGGAAGCAGGUGCUGGAUGGAAAUACCAACACCUACGACAUCGUCCUCAAGGACCUGGAGCCGCCCCUCAUCGCCCGCUUUGUGCGCUUCAUCCCCGUCACUGACCACUCCAUGAGCGUCUGCCUGCGCGUGGAGCUGUACGGCUGCGCCUGGCUGGAUGGGCUGGUGUCCUACAACGCGCCGGUCGGGCAGCAGCUCAUCCUUCCCGGGGGCACCAUCAUCUACCUCAACGACUCGGUGUACGAUGGGGCCUUCGGCUACAGCAUGACAGAGGGCCUGGGCCAGCUGACGGACGGGGUGUCGGGGCUGGACGACUUCACGCAGACCCACGAGUACCACGUCUGGCCGGGCUACGACUACGUGGGCUGGCGCAACGAGAGCACGGCCGGCGGCUUCGUGGAGAUCACCUUCGAGUUCGACCGCAUCAGGAACUUCACCGCCAUGAAGGUCCACUGCAACAACAUGUUCGCCAAAGGUGUGAAGAUCUUCAAGGAGGUGCAGUGCUACUUCCGCGCCGACGCCAGCGAGUGGGAGCCCAGCGCCGUCUCCUCGGUGCUGGUGCUGGAUGAUGUGAACCCCAGCGCCCGCUUCGUCACCGUGCCCCUGCUGCACCGCAUGGCCAGCGCCAUCAAGUGCCAGUACUACUUUGCCGACACCUGGAUGAUGUUCAGCGAGAUCACCUUCCAGUCAGAUGCAGCCAUGUACAACAACUCUGUGCCCCCCGCCGAGGCACCCGCGGUGCCCACCACUUACGACCCCACGCUCAAGGUGGACGACAGCAACACGCGCAUCCUGAUCGGGUGCCUGGUGGCCAUCAUCUUCAUCCUGGUGGCCAUCAUUGUCAUCAUCCUGUGGCGGCAGUUCUGGCAGAAGAUGCUGGAGAAGGCAUCACGGAGGAUGCUGGAUGAUGAAAUGACUGUCAGCCUCUCCCUGCCCAGCGAAUCCAGCAUGUUCAUCCACAACCGCUCCUCCUCGCCCAGCGAGCAGGAGUCCAGUUCCACCUACGACCGCAUCUUCCCCCUGGGACCCGACUACCAGGAGCCCUCCCGCCUGAUCCGCAAGCUGCCCGAGUUCACCUCGGGGGAGGAGGACACAGGCUGCAGCGGCCCCACCAAGCCGGCGCAGGCCGGUGUCCCCGAGGGCGUCCCGCACUACGCCGAGGCCGACAUCGUCAACCUGCAGGGUGUGACGGGCGGCAACACCUACUCGGUGCCAGCCCUCACCAUGGACCUGCUCUCCGGCAAGGAUGUGGCCGUCGAGGAGUUCCCCAGGAAGCUGCUGACCUUCAAGGAGAAGCUGGGGGAAGGCCAGUUUGGGGAGGUUCACCUCUGUGAAGUGGAGGGGAUGGAGAAGUUCACGGGGAAGGACUUGGCCCUGGAGGGCUUGGAUGGCAGCUCUGAGCGCCCCGUGCUGGUGGCUGUGAAGAUGCUGCGGGCAGAUGCCAACAAGAAUGCCAGGAAUGAUUUUCUGAAGGAAAUCAAGAUCAUGUCGCGGCUGAAGGACCCCAACAUCAUCCGGCUGCUGGCAGUGUGCAUCACAGAUGAUCCCCUGUGCAUGAUCACUGAGUACAUGGAGAAUGGGGACCUCAACCAGUUCCUGUCCCGCCAGCAGGCAGGUGGCCCUGCAGAUGGCCACACACCCACCGUCAGGGACCUGCGCUUCAUGGCCACCCAGAUUGCCUCAGGCAUGAGGUACCUCUCAUCCCUCAACUUCGUGCACCGGGACCUGGCCACGCGCAACUGCCUGGUGGGGAAGCACUACACCAUCAAGAUCGCCGACUUUGGGAUGAGCAGGAACCUCUACAGCGGGGACUACUACCGCAUCCAGGGCCGGGCGGUGCUCCCCAUCCGCUGGAUGUCCUGGGAGAGCAUCCUGCUGGGCAAGUUCACAACAGCCAGUGACGUGUGGGCGUUCGGAGUGACGCUGUGGGAGACCUUCACACUCUGCCGGGAGCAGCCCUACUCCCACAUGUCUGACGAGCAGGUCAUCGAAAACACCGGCGAGUUCUUCCGGGACCAGGGCCGGCAG